ACUGAGCGAGUCAAUUGAUGGAGGGAUAAAAGGCAAAAAAAAUAUGCAUUGACACGGGGUUUCAGGGCAGAGAGAGAGAGAGAGAGAGAGAGGGAGAGGUGAGCUGAGACCUCGGGCCCUACUGCUGAGGGCCUUUACCUGGAGCCAGCAGCCACCGGGCCCUGAGGGCCCACAACAGGACCAGCAUGUCUCUCAACUACAUCAAGAACUUCUAUGAAGGAUGCCUCAGGCCUCCUACGGUGAUAGGCCAGUUCCACACCUUGUUCUUCGGCUCGGUGCGGAUGUUCUUCCUGGGCGUUCUCGGCUUCGCUGUCUACGGAAAUGAAGCUCUGCACUUCAGCUGUGACCCCGACCGCCGGGAGCUCAACCUCUACUGCUACAACCAGUUCAGACCCAUAACACCCCAGGUCUUCUGGGCGCUACAGCUGGUGACCGUCCUGGUUCCCGGGGCGGUCUUUCACCUCUACGCAGCCUGUAAGAACAUCGACCAGGAAGAGAUCCUCGAACGACCCAUCUACACCGUCUUCUACAUCAUUUCUGUUCUUCUACGCAUCAUUCUGGAAGUCAUCGCCUUCUGGCUACAAAGCCACCUCUUUGGCUUCCAGGUCCACCCGCUCUACAUGUGUGACGCCAGCGCUUUGGAAAAGGCCUUUAAUGUGACUAAGUGCAUGGUGCCCGAACACUUUGAAAAGACCAUCUUCCUCAGCGCCAUGUACACCUUCACCGUGAUCACCAUCCUCCUGUGUGUCGCCGAGAUAUUCGAGAUACUCUGUCGACGGCUCGGUUACCUCAACAACCAAUGACACAAACACGCGAGCGCACAUCAGACGACUAAUGGGACGAAAAUAUAUAUAUACAUGACGCUGAUUCUGCCAGUUUUUAAUCGGGCUCUUGGUUAGCUACUGCUGGACUUUUAUAAAACAAACAGGAAGCUGACGUAAGAGCGAAACCUCACCUGUGGUCCAUCGUGACAGCGUCAUAGCUGGCAAGUCUGAAAUAUUCUCUGGGUGUUUUUGCCCUUCGCUAUAGAGUGAGCAUCCCUCGUCGUAUUUCAGAUAUCAGUGGGUCUGUACUGGCUGUGUCCAAGGUCUUGUAUGGACGUGAUGGCCAGAGAAUAUGCACCUCUGACUCUGAUCCAUUGGGGGAUGGGAUAGAAAGACAGGAACUCCCGGGGGCCACUGAAACUGUGACCACGGUUGAAUUAAAGCACAAGGAAAGCCCAGUUUGUCACAGACGUGGUGGCCCGUAAAAACCCUCCGAUCUGAUACUUCUACACACCCUGGAAGCAUUAUCUGCACAUUAAAGGCCUGGUGUGCACUAGAAUG
Centropristis striata (black sea bass) is the source of this 1325-nucleotide messenger RNA. RefSeq names its product gap junction protein epsilon 1a (gene gje1a). The record is from RefSeq and is a predicted model, not a curated record. Gene Ontology annotation, biological process: cell communication. NCBI's taxonomy places the organism in Eukaryota, Metazoa, Chordata, Actinopteri, Perciformes, Serranidae. Gene Ontology annotation, cellular component: connexin complex. The transcript is spliced from 4 exons. Bases 186 to 803 code for a protein of 205 amino acids.